AUGGUAGACCACGGCGCCGCCUCGAAUCGCUGCCGCAUCAUCCCCGCCCUGGCCGACUGCGGCCUCGUCGUCCGCCCUGAUGGACUCCACUGGGGCUUACAUCUUCUACGCUGGAGGAAGGGAUGGCUGGUGUUCAGGUACAAGAAGGGGGAGGACUCUGUUCUGGUGGUGAGCAAGCAGGAUUAUGAUGCAUGCGACGUGAGCAAACCGAUCCAGAAGCUCGACGGAGGCGAUUCCGUGUUCAAGUUCGAUCGGUCGGGGCCGUUCUACUUCAUCAGCGGCACGCCUGGGAACUGCCAACGAGGGCAGAAGCUGGUGGUGGUGGUGGUCAUGGCUGUGAGGCACUGUCCGCCGAUCUCUUCUCCUCCUUCCCUCCCUCUGUCGCCGCCUCCUGUUUCUUCCCCUGCGCCGCCCCCACCCCCAUUUCCGGAACCCAUCAUCCAACCCAACACCAUCCUUAAUGGUCCCUUAGCGUUUAGAGAUGUAUGCUGCAGUUGA
This is a messenger RNA of Musa acuminata AAA Group (dessert banana), 498 nucleotides long. Its product is annotated as early nodulin-like protein 18. Bases 1 to 498 code for a protein of 165 amino acids. Lineage: Eukaryota; Viridiplantae; Streptophyta; Magnoliopsida; Zingiberales; Musaceae. Gene Ontology annotation, cellular component: plasma membrane. The record is from RefSeq and is a predicted model, not a curated record. Gene Ontology annotation, molecular function: electron transfer activity. The transcript is spliced from 2 exons.